AAGAGGGAAAAAAUCAAUUUUCAAUUUUAAAAUUUUGAGAUGAGCUUGUUUCUAAAUUAAAUUUGUUAGAUUGGUGAAUGCCAUAUGCUGAUGUGAAAAAAAAAAUGCCAUUUAAACUCUUGAAACCAUCAUGAACUUUAAUUUGAUAAUCUCUUAAGUUCUAGAAGUAUUUUAAUCACCAUAGAUGAGGGUUGAGCCUUGGCUCAAUGGUAAGGUUGCUUGCUGCCUUGUGACCUGAACGGCAUGGGUUCAAAUCUUGGAAACAGUCUCUCCGUUUACAAGGGAAAGCUACAUAUAUUUAUCCUCCCCAGACUAAACUUGGUGAGAGUCUUGUGCUCAGGUUGCCCAUUUUCGAUAUGUAUUAACCAUAGCUAAUUUGCUUCAAGUCUGGUAUGAUGUAAACAGGUGAUACGAUUUAUGAUUUUUAUUUAUAAAGGAAUUUACAUUAUCAUUCACCAUCCUAGACCUAGACCAGUCAAGAAAUGUUUCAUACAUUCUUCACCGCAGCCUAUUUUUCCUGAUAAUGUUCUGAUUUUCAACAUACUGAAGCCUAUUAAGUUAAUAACUAAAUCAAGGAAUUUAUCACAGGACACUGUAGUUGGAUUUCUGCUGGCUGGAGUGGGUAAUGUUGACUUGCGCAGGAAGACAAAUUACCUUAUUGUAGACGCAAAAACAACUGUCAAACAAAUUGAAGAUGUAUUCAAAGAGUUCACAACAAGGGAAGAUAUCGCAAUAGUUUUGAUAAGCCAAUAUGUUGCAAAUAUGAUAAGGUUUCUAGUUGAUAGUUACAACAAGCCUGUUCCUGCAAUAUUGGAGAUUCCCUCCAAAGACCAUGCAUAUGAUCCUACGCAUGAUUCAGUUCUUUCACGAGUGAAGUACCUCUUCUCUACUGAAUCUGUGGCUUCUGGGAGACGCUGAGCUUAUGUUCUUUGUUUGAUUUGAUUUGAUUUUUUUCUAGAAUAUGUUUUGUCCUUGUUCACGGUAGAUUAAAACCUUACUCCAUUACCUUGUGAGCUCAAUAGUAUCUUGAAUAUUGGGGUUAUGGAGAUUAUUUGAAUAAAUUGUAAUAUAUAAAAUAGAUGCUAAAGUAUUUGAGUUCU
Messenger RNA from Abrus precatorius (Indian licorice), 1100 nucleotides. RefSeq names its product V-type proton ATPase subunit F-like. The transcript has 3 exons. Gene Ontology annotation, cellular component: membrane; proton-transporting V-type ATPase, V1 domain. Lineage: Eukaryota; Viridiplantae; Streptophyta; Magnoliopsida; Fabales; Fabaceae. The coding region runs from base 418 to 918 and encodes 166 amino acids. Gene Ontology annotation, molecular function: proton-transporting ATPase activity, rotational mechanism. The record is from RefSeq and is a predicted model, not a curated record. Gene Ontology annotation, biological process: proton transmembrane transport.